Molecule: messenger RNA, 1621 nt
Organism: Fundulus heteroclitus (mummichog)
Lineage: Eukaryota; Metazoa; Chordata; Actinopteri; Cyprinodontiformes; Fundulidae
Gene: txk
Product: TXK tyrosine kinase
Exons: 15
Coding region: 104-1558 (484 amino acids)
Biological process (GO): adaptive immune response; T cell receptor signaling pathway; B cell receptor signaling pathway
Molecular function (GO): protein binding; non-membrane spanning protein tyrosine kinase activity; ATP binding
Source: RefSeq, a predicted model, not a curated record
CGCACCCUAACCCUUCUUCCAUCUGUUUCCUCCUUCAGAUCACUCCACCCACUCUGUGUUCUGCUGCUGCUGCGCUGUUCAAACCAGGGAGAUCAGCACACACAUGGAGCUGGAGGGCAGAACUUCUCUUUGCUUCCCGGCCAGACGUUACCCCGGAAAGGCCCGACGGGUGGACCGGUCCAGGAAAAAGCUUCCUCUACCCCCACCGGAGAAUGGCGAAGGCGAGGGCUUGAUGAACGUCGUUGCCAUGUACGACUUCACUGCUAAGGAGGACUCUGACCUCACUCUCACACAGGGAGAGGAGUAUGUUAUCCUCCACAAGCAGGACCAGCUGUGGUGGAGAGCGCAGGACAGACACGGGAAUAAAGGCUUCAUCCCCAGUAACUACGUAACAGAGAAAAACAGAAUCGAAGCAAACUCGUGGUAUUGCAAGAACAUCACCAGAACAGAAGCGGAACAGCUGCUGAAACAGCAGGACAAAGAGGGUGGUUUUAUUGUCCGGGAGUCCAGUAAACCAGGAACCUACACUGUUUCUGUUUAUACAAAGACAUUAAGUCCAAAUGGAGAAGUGAGACAUUACCAGAUUAAAAUAACGGACACCGGACAGUUCUACUUGGCUGAAAAACACACGUUUAGCUCCAUACCAGAUGUCAUACACUACCAUGAACACAACGCAGCAGGUCUUGUGACCCGGUUACGCUACGCCGUGGGACCGAUGGGAAGGUGUGUCCCAGCCACAGCAGGAUUCAGCUCAGAGAAGUGGGAGAUCAACCCCAGCGAGCUGACCUUCAUGAAGGAGCUGGGCAGCGGCCAGUUUGGGAUCGUGAGGCUCGGCAAGUGGAGGGACCAGCAGAGAGUGGCCAUCAAGGCCAUCAGGGAGGGAGCCAUGUAUGAGGAGGACUUCAUCGAGGAGGCCAAAGUCAUGAUGAGGCUGUGCCACCCCAAGCUGGUCCAGCUGUACGGAGUCUGCCUGAAGCAGCGGCCCCUGCUCAUCGUGGCCGAGUUCAUGGACAACGGCUGCCUGCUGAACUUCCUGCGGCAGAAGGGCGUGGCUCUGAAGGAGGCGUGGCUUCUGUCCAUGUGUCAGGACGUCUGCGAGGGGAUGGAGUACCUGGAGGCCCACAGCUUCAUCCACAGAGACCUGGCAGCCAGGAACUGCCUGAUUAACGAGAACAACGUGGUGAAGGUCAGCGACUUCGGCAUGACCAGAUACGUCCUGGACAACCAGUACACCAGCUCCAGCGGCGCCAAGUUCCCCGUCAAGUGGUCUCCUCCUGAGGUUCUCCACUACAGUAAAUACAGCAGCAAGUCGGACGUCUGGUCCUUCGGCGUGGUGAUGUGGGAGAUCUUCUCUGGGGGUCGGACGCCUUUCGAGAACCGCUCCAACUUGGAAGUGGUGAACGACAUCACCAAAGGGAUCCGCCUGUACCGACCGCACCGCGCCUCCCAGCCGCUGUACACCAUCAUGUACCGCUGCUGGCACGAGAAACCUCAGGGUCGGCCUGCGUUCUCCGAGCUCCUGGAAGAAAUCCGAAAACUGGCAGAAACUCCAGAUUAGCACAAAGAUGUUAUUUAUUUUAACCUCUGAAUAUCAAACUGUUUUAAUAUCAAACUGAAUAUC